AUGGCAGAGGUCAGUCACAGGCUUGGGAACGGAGUUUGCCGGCUCACUGCUUUCAGAACCAACCAGGGUCAUCCAGUGGGCACCGGAGGAAGUCCCGGAGGCCUCGUAAUAAUUCGUGAGUCCAGUCACAGUAGAGUUAGAGAAGAAUCAACCUUGCUUCAACGCGGAGCUCAGCCUCUGUCAGCAAACAGCGCAACAACACGUAAGUCAAGGAAACUUUCCAGAGUGAGGAAAACCGAAUGCCAGCUGGGAAAUGUUGCCACUUCACUUUGCCUGGUGUCAUCCCGUUUCACGGGGUUUGCUGAAACCAGAGACGGCCUACAAGCCUUUAAAACCGCCAUGUACCUUCCUGCUGGGCUCCUCCAGGAAAAGCUGUCCUGCAGGAUGUCAGCCUGGUCCAGAGGUGAUGUUUCCAUCCACGUAGACUCCUUCGCGUCCCCUCAGCAGCUUCGAGCUUUUUGCACUUUCUACUUUAUUCUAGCAGAGAAGGGAUUGGAGAGACAGGGCUGUGGACUGAGACGUCUGAAGCCUCUUCCUGAUUCAUCAGCAACCAGCAGAAGCUACAGCUGGAGUUCAAAAGAGUCUCCCUUGCUGCAAAGAAGCAGAACGGCCUAUUAUGACAUCCUCAAAGUGACUCCCAGUGCCACGCAAUCCCAGAUCAAAACGGCGUAUUACAAACAGUCCUUCAUAUAUCACCCUGACAAGAACCAGGGGAGCAAGGAGGCCACGGAGCGCUUCUCUGAGAUCAGCGAAGCUUACAAUGUGCUGGGCAACAUCGGCCUGAGGAAGAAGUACGACCGGGGAAUAUUGCACCAGUCUGAUAUCCAAAGUGCAGGGAGACCAUCGCCAAAGAACACCAAAAGUAGAUCCACGGGCCCUCACCAAUAUCAGAGAGCCAGACAGUUCUCACAGGCCGGCGGGAAGCCCAUGUUCGACUUCGAUGCCUUUUAUCGGGCGCAUUACGGGGAGCAGCUGCAGAGACAGAGGGAGCUGAGAGCCAGGAAGGAGCGCUUGGACGAGCUGCAGAGGAAGAAUCACAAUAGGUGGAAAGAGAAUAAACUGAUGGAGAUAGCUUUGACCAUGGCGGUGGCCAUGGCCGGGCUGAUUUUUGUUAGUCUCGGCAGGUCCUGA
Messenger RNA from Menidia menidia (Atlantic silverside), 1131 nucleotides. Lineage: Eukaryota; Metazoa; Chordata; Actinopteri; Atheriniformes; Atherinopsidae. The record is from the annotation of a GenBank genome assembly.